This is a messenger RNA of Brienomyrus brachyistius, 8160 nucleotides long. RefSeq names its product Rho guanine nucleotide exchange factor (GEF) 11 (gene arhgef11). Gene Ontology annotation, biological process: intracellular signal transduction; G protein-coupled receptor signaling pathway. Gene Ontology annotation, cellular component: cytoplasm. Bases 2084 to 6379 code for a protein of 1431 amino acids. NCBI's taxonomy places the organism in Eukaryota, Metazoa, Chordata, Actinopteri, Osteoglossiformes, Mormyridae. Gene Ontology annotation, molecular function: guanyl-nucleotide exchange factor activity; G protein-coupled receptor binding. The record is from RefSeq and is a predicted model, not a curated record. The transcript has 41 exons.
CCAUUCAAGCGAAUGAAAGACCGGGUCUGAUUGGUUAGUGCUGGAUCCCAGUUUUCCGCGGAGCGUCUGUGUACCAGUUGGCCGUAGAGAAUCUGAUAGGGAUUAAUCAGACAAACAAACUGUGCCAGAAAACAGGAAUCAUAUGUUAUAAAAGAAAGAACAAAGAAGGGGAAGCAGCACUUACAAAUGCUGAAUCUAGCAUCGCGGGAUGCGCCGGUUUGAUUACCACUCGGACUGUGAUCUGUGUCGAAAUGAGAGCCGCCGCUUGAACCUACCGAAGUACCUCCCCGGCCCACCAUGAAGGCGGAGAGAGAGUUCAGCCCGUCGGCCACUUUUGCUUUCUCGUGUACGUACUCGACGUUUCGGUAAAAUUCCGUACGAGAGUCGCUCGUGCGGAAUACUGCUGGACUGAGACGGCGCCCGGACGGAUCCCGACGCCAAGGCGGCUCCCAGAAGCCCAAGACAACAGUCUGUGUCCCUUAGGCGUCGCCAGGCAAGAGCGGUGCUUGCUUUCCGGCCUGGAAUUUCCCUGGAUCUACAGAUGAAGGAGCUUCCGACACAAAAUCGCAUAUGGGGGGUUCUUCCAUGUAUUCUUAAAACAGCAAAGCAGCACGUACUUUUCCAGUCAGCGUAGUCUACCAGCGGUCCAUCGCUAAUAACUUACUAAUACAGCCAAUACUUUAUGUGGAGUCCAGGUAGCGCCGGACUGGUGUGUUACGCGCGAGCUGUGCAGCAUCGCGGGUUAGUUUACAGUUUAAGCUCGCGGGAAGCCGCGCCUGUAACACCGCGGAGAGUGUGAGCUUAAACUCGGCGGGUCUUCGGGCUGUGGUUAAUGUGCGAUUACACCUGCUAGUACGGCCGCUGACAUCCAGUAUCGGACUUCGGCGCACUUCGUACCAUCAAGAGGGUGCUUCACUCAACGACAUACAAUAAAAAUAUUAUUUAAAAAAUAAAGCGAAAGCAGAGUAGGGAGUACUAGGGCAAAGCAGCUCGCGGAUGUUUGCCUGAAUUCGGCCAUGGUCGAAAUCCUUAUGGCGCUCAAGUGAUUUACCAGCGUCACGUAAUAACAUCAUUAAUAACCUUAAAGUGGCGGGUCGAUGUAUAGUUUUCUCUCGUAUCUGCGAAUUAUAAGUCCGGGAUAAAGGAAGACGUGGCUUGUGUGAGGCACCGAAGUCGCGGUGCUUGCAGGACAACAAAAACGACAAGGAGCCCAAAACAAGAACAGCAAGGUGUCUGAUGGCGUUAGUGGGGAGCGCAGCGCGCAUGUAGAGACAAAGGGCUGCGGCUGAAGCGGCGCUGUAGCCCGGCCGCGGCACCCGGACCUGGGCACCGGCGUGUUGGCGAAAGUGGAGGCUCGGCAAGCUGCGACUCCGCGGGAACGUCGGGGGAAGCCGAUCGGGCGCGUCCCUGUUCAGCUAAAGAAGCGUUUAAAUUCCAUGUUGGGACAUUAUAUCUGCCGUACAUUUAUAGGGCCAGUGUUGUAGAGUAGGAAAUGCAGAAUCUGAAUAAAAUGCCAUUUUCGAGCUUUGGCUUCGUGGACAAGGAAAUAUGUGUGGAAACCUGUUCCCGUGGAUAUCUUAGCAGUAGAUCAAUGGAGUGCUGGCUUAGUGCGUGAACAUUUUGACUGGAAGUUAAUCCUUUUUAUAUAUAUGUAUAAUUACCAGCAUUUCAUAUAGUUAUUUAUUUUACUUUGUCAUUCUUUAAUUAUGGAGUCAUUUAAACAAAUGGGUUUUAUAGAGGCAUUAAUUACAUUUAUUUUCUGAAUUGAAGCUAGGAUAUUCUUUUAAAACAUUUUUUAACAUAGAUAAAGAUUCUUGGUCCUACAAAUGAAAACACGAGAAACAACGCAGUCUGUUUCCUGGUUCAGUAUGAAGCGUUUCACACUCCAACGGAGUUAACACGAAUUCCCAGGACUUUAAGGGAGAAGCAUUUAUUAAAAGAACAGCUCGUUAAGGAUAAAGAGGCGGAUAAGUGUCCAAAAGCAAGAAGAGGAUGAAAAUUAUCCCAGAGAUCAUCGGCAAUUUCUGAGGAGCAGCUCAAUUGGUGGAUCAGAUCCAGCGCAUGAGACCUACAACCAGCAUUCAUGAGUAUCCGCCUCCCAGCCUCUACUCUAGACAGGUUUACCAGCUUAAUCAUGGGGGACUCGGAGCGCAGGGCUUCUGGGAACCAACAGAAUGAAUCUUCAGAUUUGAACGCGGAAAGCACAGGUCAGGGUCUGGUCCAGCGAUGCGUAGUUGUACAAAGAGACGAGCUGGGUUUCGGCUUCACUGUGUGCGGAGAGAGGAUCAAGCUGGUGCAGAACGUACGGCCAGGGGGUGCAGCUGUAAAAGCAGGAGUCCAGGAGGGUGACCGAAUCAUUAAGGUCAACGGCUCGCUAGUGUCAGCCAUGACACACCAGGAAGUGGUGAAGCUCAUCAAGUCUGGAACGUAUGUCGCCAUGACGUUACAAGGGCCGCCCCCUUCAGCUCCAGCUGUCCCUUUACAGCAUCUCCAAACAGACCUUUCAUCCAAUCACAGAAUAGCAGUGGGAGGAGAUACACUGCCAACUCCUCCCCCUCUCCCUCCAGCUUCCACCAGCAAUAUUUUCCAGAGAAUCACUGGACCUAAACCUUUCCAGGACCCACAGGUGCAAAAGCAUGCUUCUCAAAUCCUCAGGAAAAUGCUGGAACAGGAAGAGGCUGAGAUUCAGAACCUAACGGAAGAACUGUCACGAAACCCCUCCCCAUCACUGCAGGAGCGAAUAAGAAGUGCAGAGAGGCGUGCUCACCAAGUCAGGGUGAAAGUUCAGCAGGAACUGGAUGGAACACGAUCUGAAUCAUUGGCCAAAUAUUUUAGGGCCGGAGACGGGAGCCUCUCCGUGGAUUCAAACGAGGGAGAUUUUGAGGCCUGUGAAAGCCCCAACUACUCACCCUUAUUCUCCUUCAGAACGCCUCCCUCUUGGAGGUGCAGUGAUGACAUGUCUUCCAUUGAAACGGGUGUUCACACCCAGAUCAUUGGUCCAGAGGAUUAUGACGAUGCCGGUUUCCUUAAUGAGACCAACGGGCCCUUCCAGGACAUCGAGGUGCUGAAGACCCGGCCAGCCCACAUGAUUGUCUUCAUGCGAUAUGUCUUCAGUCAACUGUUAGACCCUAACCCACUGCUCUUCUACCUGUGGGUGGAAGCCUACUUGGGUGCCAGUGCCAAAGAUGCCCGUACCCUUGCCCCACGGAUUUGCUCGUACUUCCUGGACCCAGAUGCUCCCCUGAAAAUUCCUGUUCCGGAGGAGGUCUUGUCUGACAUUGAGAGUCGCCUCCAGGCACAGGAGGAUAUAAGAGGCCCUCUGUCAGAAGUACAGCAACAGGUGCUGCCUGUUAUCCAGGACCAAAUACAACGCUAUAGGAACCAGCAGACAAUGGGACUGAGUUCUCUGUUUGGAGAGGGAGAUCUGCAGCAGCUGGAUGGAGACCCCGUCAAGGACAAGCAGGUGGUGGACAGACAAGUGUCCGCACUCUUGGAGAUACUGUUAAAAUUCGAGGAAGACCGGAGCUCUUCCCUGGUGUCUGCCGUGUUGCUCUAUCUGCGCUACGCCGGCAUCAAGACGCGGCCUUACCCCGGACUGCCGGCCGAGAAAGACAAGUGGUUGGUCUUUUUCCCUAAGACCAAAAAGCUCAGUGGUACAAAGAAAGAGAAGGAUGGGGAGGACAAGAAGAGGAACCCGAUCUUGAAGUAUAUCGGCAAAUCAAGGAGCACAUCCCAGUCCACAUUCAACAUCUUGUCUUCCUUUGAAGUGAAGUCUGGCAACGUGCGGCACAUCAUCCAGCAGUUUGAGAGCAGCCAGCCGGACGUGGCGGUGGGCGAAGCUGAUCCCCAGAGGCUCUCCUCCAGCAGCCUUGGAGAUGAAAUACUGGAUAGAGACAGCCCGACGGUGUCAGUGCGUUUGGCUCGCAGCGAGUCACUGAAAGCUCAGGGCGAGGGCCGUCGUCGGGGGGCCGGGGCCACCGGGGAGUCUGUGCCGCGCUCUCGUAGCGACGUGGAUAUGGACGACUGUGGAGAGGAGUGUGAAGCGGCCAGGCUGCUCCUCGUACAGCACAGCAACUCCUCCUCGGCCUCCAGCAGCUCCGCAAGAUCGCUGGAAAAUGCCACCCCACCGUACACCCCUCGUUCCAGACGGAGGAGUAUGGAGUCCCCUGUGGUGCUGCUCCCUGAUGCCCCCAGCCUAGAUGAGGACGUCACUGAUUCUAGCAACUGGCAGGAGACAGUGGACCCAGAGACCCUGGCUGAGCUCGGACCCCGCGAAGUGGACCGGCAGGCGGUCAUCUAUGAGCUCUUCACUACAGAGUCAUCACACCUGCGCACACUCAGAGUUCUGGACCAAGUGUUCUUCCAGAGGAUGAGAACUGUACUGAGCUCAGAGGAGCUGGCCUGUAUUUUCCCCAAUUUGCCCCGAGUAUACGAGCUGCACGCCAGCUUGUGCGAAUCCAUGAAGAAGCUACGGGAGUCGCCCAUCGUUCCGGGGAUCGGAGACAUCAUGCUGGCCAGGUUUGAGGGGGCGGCCAGAGCGGAGUUCCAAGAGCAGGUGUCGCAGCUCUGCAGUCAGCAGUCUCAGGCACUGGAGCUCAUCAAGAACAAACAGCGCAAAGACCCACGGUUUGCCCAUAUCGUACAGGAAUGUGAGGCAAACCCUCACUGUCGCAGGCUGCAACUGAAGGAUCUGCUCGUGUCCGAGAUGCAAAGACUCACCAAGUACCCGUUGCUGCUGGACAACAUCCUCAAGCACACGGAGUCCGUUUCCCCAGACUUCCCAUUGCUCCAGCGAGCGCAAGUGUGCUGCCGUGGGAUCCUGCAGGCCGUGAACGAGGUGGUCAGAGAAACGGAGCACAGGCAGCGGCUCAGCCAGUACCAGCGCCGGCUUGACGUGACACCCCUCGAGAGGCAAGCCAAUCCUGUAGCAUCACAGUUCAAGAAUCUGGACCUGAGCACAAAGAGAAUGAUUCAUGAGGGAGCACUCAUCUGGAGGGUCAGUAGAGAGAAAGCAAUAGAGGUGCAGGCGCUGCUGUUGUCAGACCUGCUGGUUCUGCUCCAGAGAGGACCAGAUGAUCGUCUGGUGCUGCGAUGUCCCUCCCGCUCACUAGGAGGUGUUGUUGGGGGCAGCAAUGAACUGAAAACGUCCUUUUGCCCUGUGGUGCGGCUGGAUUCUUUGCUUGUGCGCUCAGUAGCCACUGACAACAAGGCCCUGUACGUCAUUAGUACCUCAGAGAGACAAAUCUACGAGCUGGUGGCAGGAACCUUGUUGGAGAAGAACCUCUGGAAGAACUUGCUUGAGAAAGCAAUCACAUCAACCACUGGCUCUACAAACCCUGUAAAUAAUGGUUCACCACCCCUCUCCUCUUCCAGUCUUCGUAUGGAUUCCUCUGGCAGCCAUGUGUACCAGACAGAGGAUUCACUGACAGAGGAAUCUGUAGGGAUGGACAGGGACAUGCCUAACGAUGUGGGUGGGGUGCUUGAGCUUCCCCCCCAGACCAAUCAGUCUGAAACCUUCCUUGCAAGUGAAGGGCAUGGUUGCCAGCAAAAAGGGCUUGGAGUGGCAGAGGCUGCACUGCGAGAUUUGGAAAAGCUCAGGCGACUCGUAUUCAAGGGCCUGGAAGAAGACGCCUGGAGUCAGGACUCUGGUGCCACGCCUACAAAUGAGGCUACCAAUGAGAGAAGCCCUCAAAUCGAUGGGGUGGAGUCAGAACCUACAUCUAGCUUUAAGUGGGAGACUGAGGAAUUGGGAACCCCACCGCUGGAGGCAGAGGACCACAGCGUUCAGGUGGUACGGAAGGCUGAGGGGGUGGGCUCUGCUUCUUUCCCUGAUGACAUCAUUGAUGUCAGCAUUCUCUCCAGCCAAUCAGCUGAACCAAGCGGAGCCUGUGAAGAGGGAAACACCUUCUACCUGGUCUUGCCCCAAGACACGGGUGAAACUCAGACUGAUGAGCUCAUUAACACGUACAACACUGAAAUGGCACAGCUUGAAGCAGAACAAAUGACUUCGUCAUCUGUGCAACAGAAAAAGUUGCAGGACGCAUUGAGUCCGUGUCCAACUGACCACGGCCAUUCCGAGGAUCAGAGUCAAGAGGCCGCUUUACACCAAUCACAAGCAGGUGUUCGGAGUCAUGUGAGAAAGAACAUGAAUGAGGUUUUUCACACAAUCGACGAGUUGAUGACCAAAUUGCUGCAGCUACGGGAAAUUGAGGCUACUCAUAGUCAGAUUCUCAGAACAUUGACAAACCAACCUGCCAAUAAGGUUUCUGUUGACCUUUCACAAACCCCGCCCACUGCUGCCUUGGACAUUUCACUUGAUAGAGUAUCAGUAGAUGGGGUGGAGCUGUCCCAGACAACAGUCCAGUCUACUGGAUUUUGAGACAGACCAGAAAGACCUUUUUUUUUUUAAGCAUUUCUAUGCUAAUUCUCAAUUUAAGAACAGUACAGUUGCAUAUCAUUAUAUACUGGAUUGCCUGAAAUCCUUUUCCAACAGGAUAUCAUCAAGCAAGAAGAUCGCAUGUCCAGGGUUAUUUUUUAUGUUUGAACUUUGGAUUAGGAAUUAAAGAAGAACACAGGGAGUCUGGGAGAAGGAGCUAGUAUGAAUUGAAGGAGGAUGCAUUAGAAGAGCAUGGCACUUUAGUUCCAUUUGGUACAUCGUCAUGUGUGUAUUAGCCUGAAACUGUAAGUUUUCCAGACUCCAAUUUGAAUGCACAUGCUUUUUGAGCCACUGUAACCCACCUGGAGCUUGAACUGGAAAUAGUUAAUGAUUUUGAACUCUAAAUGUAAAGCUGACCUCCCUCAGAAUGUUUAAAUUCGAGGUUCAACACAUACGUGAUUAUGUGCAUCAAAUAUGGUCUUUCUGAGUUUGAUGCAAAAUGAUAAAGGAAGAUUUCAGUUUAUUAAUGAAGGAAAUACAUCAGGUAGUUGUGAAAUCUACCCCUUUGUCAGAUUCUGCAGCAAAGUUUCUGUUAUUUUAACAUAACACAGUUGGUCUCUCCCAGUCCCACACCUACUCCAGUGAUGUACUCCACUGGUCCUUUGGGAGUUUUCCACAGUGACCUUUUGUACUUUGUGGAGACGGUCACUUGCCAUACCCUGAACUAGUGAUGUAUAACUCGAGAGUUUUUCAGAAAUAACCAGAAGUACAGAUGUUGAUGUUGCAUUGAUUCUAGUCUGUAACCUUAUUUUGGUAAUGCACUAUUAACAUGGCUCAUUGUAAUUAAGGCUGUAAUAUGAGCAGGUACUGACUACAUGUAGGUGUGUGAUCAAGCUCUAGGGCAGGCGGACUCUGGUCCACAUCUGGACUGAAAUACAAUAUAAUCCAGACUGUAAAAUUGAUUUCCCCCACCCCGGUAGACAAAACUUACCCAUGGGGACCUUGGCAGAGGUGCUCAAACGGGGUGUGGCUGACCAGUACUUUUUGCCUCCUUGGUAAAUUUACACGAUCACAAAUAGGUCCCACUCGGAAGACUUUGCAUAAUCGACAAAGGGCACUUGGAACAUCGCGGGUGGGGAGGGGCUUUUAUUUAAUGAGGUAAAGGAGAAAAAAGGGGAAAGCCACCUGUCGUCCUCUGAUGGAUGACGUUACCCAGAUCAAUAAUUCACACACAGUUUUGAAGUGAAACAGUGUUCCUCCCUGUGCACGUGCCUGGACCUUUGUGUCGAUGAUGAAAUUUGGGCCUUAGCGCGAAACAUUUGACACUGCCUGCUCUAGGGCCUGCAUGACACUAUGCGGCAGUGAGAUAAAUAUCUCCCCCUGCUGUCAGAUCCACAGAAGUGUGUAUUACAUUCAAACAAUGAUGCUAAACUACUCUUCCUGCCUUUUGACCUAUAGUACUCCACUGCCUCAUCCUUAUAGAAGCAAUUAACGUCACUUGUUUGGAUAAUUGGUUGCCAAGUGCUUCCUGUGUACCUGGAACCUCGGUGUAGACCUGCUGUAUUUAUGCACAUAACAUUCAUGGUUGGUUUAAAGCUACUUGACUUCUGUACCAUAGAAACCCCAUACUUUAUAUAUUAUUCUGUAAAACUUGUUUAUUUUUAUUUUUGUAGAUAUGGAAAAAAGAACUGUAAAUUAUAUUUCUGGUUUUAAAAUAUUAGUUGCCCUGAAGGAAGAUGGGCUUUUUCAGAUUUGUGUUUUGUGUCAUUAAAUGUUCAAAAAUG